AUGGCUCUUUCGGCCAAUGCGAAAGAUGCCCCUAACCUGGAAGCGAGCCAGAAGGACGUCUCACCAAAGGCCCCCGCAGCCGUAGCCGCAGCCGCAGGGCGCCAGGCGAGCAAGCAGCAAGUGCGGCAUCGCGCAUCUGUCGCUUGUGCAUCGUGUCGCGAUCGAAGAAUUCGAUGCGUCGUCCCCAAGAAUCAAAAUGAAUGUACCGCUUGUGCCAAGUCUGGUGCCGAAUGCAUCAUCAAGAAUGACGAUGAGCGCAGAAGACCUAUUUCUAAAGCGUACAUGUCAUCAUUGUCAGAUCGAAUCUCUCUGCUCGAAGGCAUGCUCUUAGAAAAGGGUGUCGUGCCACCGCCCGCGACCUAUCCCCCAAAGACGAGGCAUGAUUUUCAAGAGGGCAUGGCGACUGCAUCAGGCAACUCGGAUCCAUCGCCACAGGCUGAUCCAAAGUCUCCCGGAAGCGAUUGUCGUUCGCCACCCGACUCACACGCUGACGAUACGGUGGGAAAUGAAAAUGAUCCUGCAGCUGGGAGUCAUUCUGAAAAUCCCCGUCCAUCAAAUGAAGGUUCACCUUUUCGCAUGUUUGAUUCCAAGCAUGAAGAUGUUAUUCAUCGUCUGCUCUCUACCAAGGGUAAUCUAUCGUUCGAUCAAAUCUCUGGGCGGCUACGGUUCUUCGGUCCCACUGCCAACAGCCAUGUUUAUGCUGAAUCGACAAGUUUAUCUGAUAGUCAUGAGCCCUCGGAGCAGAUCCGUAGGGCCGUGAAAACCAUUCAAUCGUUGAGUCAAGAAACACAUGAUUACCUUAUCGACGGUUUCUUCCAUUACUACAAUUCCGUCAUACAGAUCAUUGAUCGAACCGCUUUCGAAGCCGACCGCAGCUCCAAAUCCUCCAAAUUUUACUCCCAUUUCCUUCAUAUAACAGUCCUGGCUAUGGGGUACCGUGCAGCAGAUAUGGAUAGAGAUGACAUGCGCAAAAUCACGUUAAAUCCGCGAGAAAGCACACUCCACCGAGAGGCCAAGCACAUGCUUGAUAUUGAGCUUGAACGGCCAGGUGGCAUCCCAAGUGUUCAAGCUUUGCUUCUUCUUGGUGACCUCGAAUGCGGUGUCGGCAGAGAUAACACCGGUUGGAUGUACUCUGGAAUGGCGAAUCGCCUCGCCUUUGAUAUUGGGCUGCAUCUCGACUGUACUAGUAACAUGUCUGAACAGGAUACCAAAAUUCGCAACAUGGUAAUGCAAGCAUGCGUUAUCUACGACAGAUAUUGGGGCCUAUUCCUAGGACGUCCACUGGCUAUCAAGAGCCAAGAUGUCGAUCUCUUAUCAAACCGAUUUUCACAACUAGCAGCUUUUGGUCUUGACAAUACCAAAACAGAUAUAACAACAGAGAUUUAUGAACAACUCAUUGAGUUGAUGGAAUUGGCAGGCCGCAUUGUUGAGAUACGGGACUUGACAAGUUCCAAUAGGGCUGCAGAACAUGCUGGUACUUUUGCCACAAACGAAGCCGAGGAAAAUAAAUACCUGCAGGUGAUAAAUCUCGACAGGCAACUUCAAAAUUGGUACAGGCGUUUACCAGAUCGUAUGGCAUGGAAACCAAGCAAUGUCAAGACAGCUCCCUACAGCUUCUUCUUAUUACAUCAGCAAUACCACGUCACCAUGAUUUUGCUGCACCGGCCAUGGGCCAAGUAUGGUGCUAUUACUGGAGACAAUUCUAGCACUGGCUCUUACCCCAGUCCUGAAAAUGACAUGAUGGCAGAUUCUGAGAGCCCGGGGCAGCCAUUUGGGCACAACCCAGAAACUCCCUCAACUACAUCAGAUGAUCGUCAGCGUGCUGUCCAUGGCAGUCGUACAUCUUUGGCCCGCAGUAUCUGCACCCAGCAGGCAAUACGUGUUGCCCGAAUUUUCUGGCAACAUCGUCAAAGGUUUGACGGACGCAAGAUAUUUAUAACGGGUAUCCAACAUGCCGGUACAGCUUCGAUUGCAUUAAUCGCUGCACUCGCCUAUCAACGCAACGAACCCAGCCGUCAAACCUAUACCGGCUAUCUCGAGAUUCUCUCGGAUGCUGUUGGGGACAUGAGUUCUACAUACCAUCCGGCCAUGAGGAUGGAUGAUUUACUUAAAGCCGUCCUGGAGCAGAUCAGGAGCAGUAUGAGCGAUGCACCACGAUCACGCAGUGGUAGUGCAGGCUAUACCGUCAGUGCGGGUGUCGGAAAUGCGAAAGGUGGGUUGCCUUUUGACAGCAAUUCACCUGUUCCCGUCGUUCCAGUCAGGCGAGAAGCGGAUGCCGAGUUUAGCCAGCCCGUGAAAAAGAGACGGCCCUCUAUUCACCGACAGACGUCGGACUUUUCUUCAUCAAAGCCACCAUUCGUGGGGAUGACGGCGCAGACUGCGCCGUCUCUUACUGACAAAGCCUAUACUUUGCCGUAUGGUCAACACAGUCAGCCGCCACUUGGCUCGAUCAUGUUUCCAAUGAACGUGCAUAACCAGGCAGAUCAGCUCGGCCUUAAUUUGGUUGGAAAUACCGUCAAUGUGCAUCAUUCCGACAUACCUUCGACACAUAUGAUUGGAACAAUGAACCCCACGAAUAUCCCCAAUCCGUUGCCAGAUAAUUGGGGUCUGCACCAGAUACAGCCUUCCUUUGCACAGGGCCACUUUCAUGGUGCUGUUGACUGGACAUCUGGAACUGCUGGCCUUAGUGCAAGUUCGGUUCUGAACCAGAGCGCUGCUAUGUCUACUGGUAUAAUGUCAGGGAUGGCUGCCUUUGGCUCAACUAAGGAUCCAGACAAGUUCGCCAACAAUGAAAGAGCUAUGAACGAGCAAGUGCCAAAUAAGCUCUCUCAGAUCGGAACAAUUUGGACCAGUGGAACUAUUGAAUCAGCAGGCUCGGGGCAUGUUGAAGGGUAUGGAGGAAUGGGGAAGCCCAUGCAUGCAGAUGACGAAAGUAACGACGAGCAGAGAAAUUACUCUCUCGACUUCUUUCAUUUUACUUAG
Molecule: messenger RNA, 2982 nt
Organism: Fusarium venenatum
Lineage: Eukaryota; Fungi; Ascomycota; Sordariomycetes; Hypocreales; Nectriaceae
Product: fungal-specific transcription factor domain-containing protein
Biological process (GO): regulation of DNA-templated transcription; DNA-templated transcription
Molecular function (GO): zinc ion binding; DNA binding; DNA-binding transcription factor activity, RNA polymerase II-specific
Source: RefSeq, a predicted model, not a curated record